Messenger RNA from Uloborus diversus, 2039 nucleotides. RefSeq names its product paternally-expressed gene 3 protein-like. Lineage: Eukaryota; Metazoa; Arthropoda; Arachnida; Araneae; Uloboridae. The record is from RefSeq and is a predicted model, not a curated record. Bases 103 to 1629 code for a protein of 508 amino acids. The transcript is spliced from 6 exons.
GCAGAGUUAGGUGAAGAGUUCCUUGCAACAAAAGUGCCUGUCAGAGUUUAUAAGGUGACAUCCACGGAGUCAAUGACAAAAAUAAAUCAUUAGCGAAGGAAAAUGGAAGUGAGAAUUUUUUUCUACAUAUUUGUGGUUUUAAUGGGAUAUGACUUGACACUUGCAGAUAUGACUAAAAUGAUAUUUUUACCUGAUGCGGAGGAACAACCUCCACCUAGCUGUCCCCCAAACGAGAUGUUCAGGAAUUGCUUGGGCAAUUGCUCGAAUUGUGAAGAGAGAGGGUUCUGUUCCUAUACUACAUGCUCUCAAAGUGGCUGCGACUGCUGGCCACGAUUCUUUCGUCUGACGCCGGGAGGACCUUGCGAACCGGUUGGAAAAUGCCCAAAAAAGGAAUGUCCGGAGAACGAAGUAUUUCGAGAAUGUGGCCCACUCUGCGAGCGUUGCGGUCUUUUCGGCUGCAGACUCAUCCAGUGCAAUCAUCAGUGUUACUGCAAAGAAGGGUACAAGCGAGACUUUUUUGGAGACUGUGUACCAGAAGACGAAUGUCCUCAAAGACAUCACUGUUCAAAGGGUGAAGAAGCGGCCGACAGCGGUCCAGUCGAUGAGUUCUGUUUAGAAGAUCCACUUCAUCCACGCACCACUGAGAUUCAAAACGUCAGAAAAUGUUAUUGCCAAGAAGGAUACAAAAGAAAUGCUUUGGGACAUUGUAUUGAGGAAAGACUAUGCGCUUACGUAUCCUGUAUCGGCAAUGAAGUCUACAUGAACUGUGUACCCGCAUGCAACACAACCUGCCGUAACUAUGGAGACCCAGACUGCAAGGAGGAUGGACAAUGCUAUCCAGGAUGCUUCUGCCCCCCUGGAUAUGUCAUGAAUGAUUAUCACGUCUGUAUACCUGUUGAAAACUGUGCAACGGAAAAUGACCGUCUACCUUUCUUUGACACACACGAAGAACGAAAAUCCGAAACAAGUAGCCAGACUACAGCAGCUGCAGAAUCACAAACUGCCAUUCCACCUGAAGAGAAAACUGAGUCCAAUUCUCAGACUCAAGCUGAAGCUCAAUCCGAAGGACAGUCUGAAACUCAAACUGGUAGUCCAUCUGAAACGCAAGUUGAAAGUCAGUCUGAAACUCAAGAGACAGAACAAUCUGAAUACCAAACUGAAGAUGAACCUAAUUCUCAAGGAGAACAAGAAACACAAGCUGAGAAACCUCCAGAGAUACAAGAUGCAGAUGAACCUGCAGAAGCAGCUGUAGGUGAAUCUCAGCUGCAAGAAGACACUCAGACUGAUUCUGAGACAGCAGAGGAAUCUCAAUCGGAACCAGUUUCCGACGAAGCAGAUACAGAGGCCUAUUCUCAAAGUGAAAGUAAUUCUGAAUCGAAAACUGCAUCUGAAAACGAAGGUGAUGGUUCGAUAGCAAAAGAGGAGACAGAAGAAGAAGCACCAGUAGAUGAAGGUAAUGAAAAACAGCCUGAUGCUGCUGAAGAACCAGCGACAGAUGAAGUUGAUGAACCAGAAACUACAACGACGACAAAACGCCCAAAGCAAUCAAGAAGACGGAGUAAUUCAGGAAGUAGAUCUUACAAAACUUCUAAAGGCAGGAAGCAAUUUCAUGAAGAAAAUAAUGAAUAGUAAAAAAAAAAAAAAAAACCCAGCGCCAUUUUCUUCCUUUUUCUCUUGAACUUACUUGGGAAGUUACACUGGUAGAAAAUAUACAUUUUAAAUAUUAGGUGUAUUAGAUAUACCUUUAUUUCACAUUAUUUUUAACGCCGUAGAAAAAAUGAGGUAAGAAGUUUUAUGAACUUAUUUAAUGCAAAUCAAAAUUUUUGAUUUUGAAUCGUUCUUAACAAAAUUGACAAUCGUAUUGUUGUAAAAUCAAAGUUGAAAUAAAUAGCGUGCUCUGUAAAUAAAUGUUCUCCCAUGUUAAUAUUGUAAAAAAGUAAAUGACAUUUUGUAGCACAUUCUUACUUUUAUGUUACCGACUGAAAAGUUGACAAUAACUGUUUCGGGCGAAACGAAUUAAUAAAUUCAUUUUAAGAAAA